AUGGAGCCUCACUUGGUGAUACAGCUAGUGAAGGACACUGCAGCCCAGUAUUCGUUAUACGUUCUGCUUGCGGUGUUGUUGUUCUCAUGCCUCGCAAAUAGAGUCAUCACUGGGCUUCAAAGUCAGCCAUACGCAUCGACUGAGGGCGAAGCGCAUCGUGUCCGGAAACUCGCUUAUUGGGUUCCUGGCCUCGGACAUGCAUUCUCGUUCGUCUGGAGUCAUCGAGCCUUUUUGCUGAAAGCAGUAAAAACCAUAAAUGAACCCGUUGUGGCUCUGCAAAUGGGAACUAGAACCCAAUACUUUAUCUACUCACCCUCUAUGGCGCAAAGGCUUUUCGACUACAGAGGGGCCCGCUCUGGAGUAUUCUCCACGAGGAUAAUCGAGAAUUUCGUUGGUGAUAGAGGCCUGUUUCGUCGGAUAACACCCGAAAAUCUAGAAACGAUUAGUCGUACCCUAACGCUAAUUACGGAAGAACCUUAUCUUGAACAGCUCUCAUCGAAAAUCGCCAAGUUUCUCGAGAGAGAGACAGCUAACUUGGUCUCUUUUAACCGUAGUCUUGUUGACCAGGCUAUAUGGGAACGUAAUGCCGGGAUUACCGUGGAGGAGGAUAGUAACCCUCCGGUUUCCGAAGGAAGUCUCUUUGCCUUGACUAGAAGCUUCACAACUUAUAUUACCACCCAAAUAUUUAUGGGCCAAGCUCUUCUCGACUUUCACCCUGGCCUUUUGGAGGAUUUAUGGCUAUGGGACCGCGAAUUUGUACGGUUGUCGGGCGGAACUCCAAGGUUGCUUCUACCCGGAGUAUCAGCAGCACAUGCAGCCCGGGAACGCACGACGAGGUUGAUGUCAGUCCUGCAGGCGUCGUUCUUGGCAGUAGAAGAUGGUCGAGAUGCACCAAUGGAGUUCCGUGACCUAGAUGAUGUGUCAGAAUUGAUGCAGCAACGGAUACGCCUAUUGAAAACACUCGGUUUAAAUCCUACUCUCAGCGGUCGGUUGGACAGUUGGUUAUUAUGGAAGCUGACCAGCGAUUCCUCCAAAUUGACUUUUUGGACUCUUUUCCAUGCAUACUCUGAUCCCACUUUACUGUCCAACAUUCGAAAAGAAAUUGCACCAUUCGUCAAAACCUCCCGCCUUGGACCUAAGGAGACGGGUCUACCCUUCAUGGAGCCACCCAGGCUUUCUAUGGAUAUGAAACGGCUCCUCAAGUCUUGCCCACUACUGAAAGCAACGUACGCGGAAUCUGUACGAUUAGAAACGAACCCGAUUUCAUAUCGGGAAUUGACAACGGAUUUGGUCUUGACUGAAUCUCCCAAAGAAGCAGCUAUUUCUGAUUUGAAAGAACCACGUUUUUAUGAAUUUCACCGGGGGGAUGUUUUGGCUGUUCCCUGCGGUGCGCAUCACAUUGACCCUACUUUUUACCCGGAACCUCAAACAUUCGAUCCCACAAGAUUUAUCUCCGUAAAAUCAGGGAAGAAAACCUUCGAUUGGCAGGGCGUUCUGCCGUUUGGUGGAGAUGAUACCUUUGCUUCCCUGGCUGAGCGCGAAGUAUUGGCGGUUUCUGCUGCUAUUAUCUCUCUCUGGGAUAUUGAUCCAGUGAGCGCUGGAGGCUGGAAACAUCCAGGUCAUAGAUUGUCAGCAAACGCCUACAAUAUUUCUCACGAUGUGCGCGUGCGAUUGAAACACCGUAUAUGA
Molecule: messenger RNA, 1689 nt
Organism: Talaromyces proteolyticus
Lineage: Eukaryota; Fungi; Ascomycota; Eurotiomycetes; Eurotiales; Trichocomaceae
Product: putative cytochrome P450
Exons: 2
Coding region: 1-1689 (562 amino acids)
Molecular function (GO): heme binding; oxidoreductase activity, acting on paired donors, with incorporation or reduction of molecular oxygen; monooxygenase activity
Source: RefSeq, a predicted model, not a curated record